CCGAAUUUUCGCCGGAAAUUAGAGUCACCAUCGAACCGCCGCCGUCGAAGCCUCUCCCGCAACCGAGCCGACUAAUUUCAAGAUUUCUCCCUAACCGCUUCGAAUCUCGCAAAACCAAGGGCACCAUCGGAUUCGUGACGACGAGACGAAGCCGGAGACACCAAGAACGCUCCGAACCGCCGCCGGAAGCGCCUCCACGCGCCGCCGUCUCUUCCGCGCGUGUCGUCCACGCGCCACCGCCGGUGACCGGAGACGCCGUCCGUUCGUCACCGGGAUUCCGCGUGUCGUACAUAGGAAUGGCGAACAAGAUUGCAAUGUUUCUCUCUGAAGCAAUGAAUAACAAUGUUGUCAUAAGCACUUGUUUGGGAGUAUCGUUUGUGGUUUUGGGAUUGAGAUCUGAUAAACAACAAAAGUAUGUUGAGGCCUUAGCAGAGCAGAAGGAUUCGCUCUUCAAGUCUAACAAGGAAAUGAAAGUCACAAUGUGGGAGUGGAAACAGCAGCUCUUUGCUGAUGCCGCCUCUGCGGGUAAUGCCGCUGUUGUUCCUCUGUCUAAGCUUAAGGCCAUCUAUGGCGAAGCCACAACCACCACUCAAUCUGGUGACACAACCAAGGAAGAGUCUAAAGUGUCUACCCCCAAGAUCAUGAUAUGAGAGGUUGUUAAAUUUUCGGUAGGUUCAUUUCACUUAAAAUGAUUCAUUCAGAUAAAGUAAAGAUUAGCACUUAGUCUCAUCGUUUGCAUAAUUGCAUUUGUAAAACUAGGUUGGCAUCGAGUGUCUGUUGUUGUGAUCCUUGUUUAUUCUCGAAAGUAAACAGUAAAACCAAAGCUCCUAUAAUAA
Arabidopsis lyrata subsp. lyrata is the source of this 836-nucleotide messenger RNA. RefSeq lists its product as uncharacterized. The coding region runs from base 297 to 650 and encodes 117 amino acids. Lineage: Eukaryota; Viridiplantae; Streptophyta; Magnoliopsida; Brassicales; Brassicaceae. Gene Ontology annotation, cellular component: mitochondrion. The record is from RefSeq and is a predicted model, not a curated record. The transcript is spliced from 3 exons.